Molecule: messenger RNA, 1235 nt
Organism: Mycena citricolor
Lineage: Eukaryota; Fungi; Basidiomycota; Agaricomycetes; Agaricales; Mycenaceae
Source: the annotation of a GenBank genome assembly
GGUGUCUAUUCGGCGAAGGGCGCGCGCUGCCAUGACCUGUAUCUCACUGUAAGCAAAAGUACAAACGAUCUCCGGCGGGGCGUCACGGACCGCUUGGUUCGAAAUAGCGGGAGGGGGAAGGAAGUAUAAAGAGUGCUCGUCUGAUGUUCUCGACCGCUACCGCUUCCUUCCUCCAACUUGCUGCUCUCGCGACGGUAGCCCUUGCGGCACCCAGCAAUAUCACGAUGCCCCGCGCCGCGACAUGCAUCGUCAACAGCGUCGCGAGCGCUGCGAACCUCAAGAGCUGCACGAGCGUCGAGAUCCAGGGCUUCACUGUGCCCUCCGGACAGACGGUGACCAUUGCGGCUGCCACCGGCGCGACUGUGUGGAUGACAGGCGACAUCGUUUUUGAGAAGACAACAUCUGCGGGCCCGCUCAUCACGUUCAACACCCCCGGCAUCAACUUCAACGGUGGAAACCGCAACAUCAAUGGCAACGGCGCGGCUUACUGGGAUGGCCAGGGCACGAACGGCGGUGUGACAAAGCCGCAUCCGUUUGUCAAAUUCAAGGGCUCCGGCACGUUCGGGUUCGUGACCGUGCUCAACUCCCCCGCGCAAGCCAUCUCGGUCGGAACCACGGCUGCGACUCUGAUCCAGCGAGUCACCGUCGACAACUCCGCUGGCGCCGCGCUCGGCCACAACACCGACGGCUUUGACAUCAGCGCAUCGGACGUGACGGUCUCGCAGUGCACAGUGCUCAACCAGGACGACUGCGUCGCCGUCAACUCCGGCGACUCGAUCACGAUCGAGGAGUCGACCUGCACCGGCGGCCACGGCAUCUCCAUCGGGUCGAUCGCGACCGGCAAGUCCGUCACGAACUUUAAGGCCGUCGGGAACACGAUCAGCGGCGGGCUGUAUGGCCUGCGCAUCAAGGUCGACGCGACCGCAACUGGCGCACAGGUCUCGAACGUCGUCUACGAAGGGAACAUCAUCUCGGGCAUCACGGAUUACGGCGUCCUGAUCACCCAGAGCUACCCCGCCAACGACGGCACCCCAGGAACCGGCGGCCCGAUCUCGAACGUCGCAUUCAUCGGCAGCACGACGACCGUCGCAGUCAACAGCGGGGCGAUGUCCGUCGUCAUCGACUGCGGCGCGUGCUCCGGAAACUGGAACUUCGCCAGCCUCAUGGUCACGUCGCCGGGCAAGGGGCACAGCAUUGUGGCUGACCGCGCGUCGAUCACCGGCGGGACAUACUGA